Molecule: messenger RNA, 7329 nt
Organism: Paramuricea clavata
Lineage: Eukaryota; Metazoa; Cnidaria; Anthozoa; Malacalcyonacea; Plexauridae
Source: the annotation of a GenBank genome assembly
AUGGCCGCCUUGGGAAAGGAAACGAUAACAAAGGCUGCUGAAUUGCUUCAGCAAGCGUCCACGAUGUUGCUGUCGGUGAAUGAAAAUUUGUCGGAAACCAAUUCUCGCUUAACAGCUACCAAUGCUGGUACGCCUGGGACAUCAGCAGCUACUGCAUUUGCCGUACCAGAGCUACGCGAUACUCUAGCACGAGCUAAAUCGAUGCUAGCCGCUAGUUCGAAUGCUGGCUUGUACAGACGUCUAAAUAAAAACGAACGCCUGCGAGCUGCUGCCGGAAAAUCAUCAUCUUCAUCCUUACAAGGUUCAAGUUCAAGCAAGAAAGAAAAACCACUGCGAAGUUCAGAGAAAAAGCCGUUUGAAUUUGCACUGCUUCGAGCACCUGAGGUAGACAGUGACGGUGAGGAAAAAAAUAGCUUAAGGAAGGACUAUGUUAUUAACAAAGGUAUUAUUACUUUAACUCCUUCUGACACUGAGAAACUAAUAAGAGAUAAGAUUGUUUCAUCUUUAAAACCAAGAUAUCCCGUGAUUGAAAAUCGUGACUUUGAAUUUGUCAAAGUAGUCCAAAAAAAAUUUCUGUUCUUCAGUUGGGAAAAGGAACACAGUAUGAUUACAGUGUAGUGAAAAAAUUGGCUGGGCAAGGUCUGUUGUACAUUCGUAUGAAGCAAGCAAUGCAGUUUGCUGUUGAUGAAGAUAUUCAGGUUGAAGACGAUAUGGCAGAUGAUCCAUUUUUAUCCUUAGAACUACCCAGUCCAUUUAAUUCACCAACAACAUCACUUGAUCUAACAGGUGCACCAAGUGAUUGCAAUCUUGUCCCAAUUGGCCCGCCUGUUAGAGAAACCCCACUUGAUAGUGAGCAAUUUACACUAUCCCCACAAAGUGUCCAGGAAUUUGGACCAGUAGUUCCAGAAAUUGAACUGUCUCCAUUUUUUUCAACAGUAAUUGACGAAAUACCAUCCACUGUUAGUGACCCAACAGAAAUGUUAAGAUUCUUGCAGAAGAAGAUUUUGUUAGGUCGUGACCUAGAUGUUAGUGAUGUAUCUUCUGAACUUAGUGGGGACACUAAUUAUAUUUCAGUAGAUCGCGAUAAUAUUUUGUAAACAACAUUUUCUGAAUUGAAUGAUGUGAAAGAUCCAAGAAUCACUUUUGAAGUUCAGUUCUAUGGCGAGCAAGCUGAAGACAGGGGAGGCCCCAGAAAGGAAUGGAUUAGGCUUUGCAAUCAGAAAAUACAACCGAAAUAUUUUGAACAAGGUCUUAAGGAGCAUCUAGCAAGUGACUAUUUUUACAUUGGCCAAAUGGCAGCAAUAGCACUUCUUCAGAAUGGACAGUUACCUGUUUACAUUCCAGAAACAGUUUUGCAAAAUGUUUUUUACAGGUCCGUACCCAAGCACACAGCCACGCAUUUCCAACCUACAGAAAGGUCUGGAUACUCUUGGAAUCCAUACAGUUGGUAGAAAGUUCCCACAAUUCCUGCAUCUCUUUAGACCAUCUGAAAAUUCUAAGUUGUCUGUAAAAAGGUUACUACACCUUCUGAUACUUUCUGAAAAAGGAUCAAACAGCCUAAAGUACGAGAAGAGUGCUUAUGCUCAUUUUGUCAAAUAUGUUAGAGAAGUAGCUAGUGGUCGUAGAGUAACAAAGCUGGAGAAUAUCCUGGAGUUUGCUACUUGUGCAAGUGAAGAGCCCCUUCUUGGUUUUGCUCUUUCCCCAUCCAUUGAAUUUGUUGAAGCCACUUGUGCAUCCAGGGAGCCUACAAUCCUGGACAAAACCAUCUGCGACACUCUAUUAAAACAUUCCUUUGUGGCUUUUUUUACCAGUUAGACCGGAAUAAUUUACUCGUUUUCCCCCCUCCGCCCCCCAAAACAAUGUUGGACGUUUUAUCCGUAUUCUACGAAUACAAUCAACAUUGAAUGGUGGGGGAAAGGGGGAGGUUUUCUAAAUUUACAAUAACAUUACGAUAUUUUGUCCAGUAUAAUUGGAAGUGUCGCAGAUGUUUUGUCCAGGAUUGUCUGAGACGAGUCGAAAUUACAUUCUUUUAUAUUUCGCUUGUUAUACAUGUCCUUGCCAUGUAUUUUGUUUAUGCGCAUUGCUCAUGACCUACUUAUAUUCAUAAUUACAUCAAGUACCUUAUUUCAUUAAUUAAAUACGUCAUGAAUACCUUAGUGUUUUGGAGGGGGUAAUAAUGUGUAGUAGAAUAUACAAUACAGUAUAUUAUUUUUAAUUUUAGCAAUUAAAAGCAACGAAAUGUUGCGGAAAUAAUUGAGAAAGUAAAACUAUCGCGUUCUAGUCGAUUCGUUGCAAUAAUUCAGAAAUUAAGAAAUAUAUACGAGUCAUAUUUGUUAACUGCAUAUAUAUAUAAGACCUGCAAGACACAAUAGACAACCUAUAGUCGACCAUGUGAGAAGGUGCCUAGACGGACAUGCAAACGAUCAGUGAAUGAGAUGCAAUGUACGACACAAAAAAUAUAUUUCCAUGAGAGUUCGUGCAACUUAUAUAUUGAUAGGUUAUACAUUCAGUCUAUACGUACAUAGACGAAUGCGUGUGGUAUCCAGUAGAACUAAAGGACAAUAAAUUCAAUAUAGACUAGUUCCCGCGUUUCUGGUAUUUACUGCAUAUAUUUAGAAUAUUAAGCGACAACUAUAUAAUUGUGAAUUAUGCAUUUUGACACAGAGUUUUCCUGGUGUGGUAAAUCAAUGCUCUGAUAUUUUCCCAAUGUCAUACCUAACGGUGUACCACUGACCAAUACACUAUGACUGUGAUAAUAUCCUCAGUUAUGGGAUAUAAUACAAACCAAUGACAUGGACUUGAAAGAACGUGUGUUGCUUAGUAUUCCAACCUACUUCAGACAAUAUUUAGCGCGAUAAUUUUAAAAUACUCCACGGUGUACCAUUUUCACCCUACAAAAGGUUAUAUAUAUAUAUAUUCUUAUAUGUUCACGCUGUACCAUGGUACACAGUCAAUGCGCAUGCGCUAUUAUACGACAAUAACAAAAACGGAUUAGUCAUUUAGUGCGGCGGUCACGCAAUAUAUUUCCACUCAACAGCUAAGCGUUAGUCUGUCUAACAACACAAAUAAGUAUGGAUAAACGCAUUUUAGAAUAUUCUUAGUGCAAAAUAGUUGGUGUAUACACUAUGAGGUACAUUGACUUGCUCUCCGACGUAUAUUAAAUGCGCGAAAGUCGUCGCAUAUGAUUCUUAAUCGCAUUCAAUCAAUCAAUCAAUCAAUAUUUAUUAACCAUAUUCAAAUAUUUACAAGCAGGUAGAAUUAUUUAAACAGACGGAUACAUAUUAUAAUGAAAAAGCUAUAAAUUUAAUUAUAAAAUAGAAGAAAAGAGUAAAAUGUAAUAUGGAUGGAGAUUGGCAGAAGAAAACUCCAGGGAGUUUGUAAAGAAUGCCAAUCACCAAUUUUACCAAGGUCGAGUACAAACUGAGCAGGGUUUCUUAUCCAAAAUAAACUAAAUUCAGCUUUUCAUCAUUUCAUCAAACAAUAAAUAUUUGAGCGUUUUUUUAAAUGAUUUUAAUGUUUUUGACAGAGUGAUAGUGUCAUCAAGCGAAUUCCAGAAUAGGGUCCCGCUUUGUCUUAGCGUCAUUUUUCUAGUUGUGGUUCUUACUUGAGUGAUAUGUAAUUUGCUGGCAGUUCUGGUAUUAUAGUUGUGAAUUUCAUCAUUAUGAAGAAAGUAGGUUUGGAAGAUAGGUGGAAGAGUACGAGGAUAGUUAAUGCAUCUAAAUAUAAAGGCUCCAGUUUGGUAUUUAUUUAUGUCAUAAACAGUCAAUAAUUUCAGCUUAUAGAAUAAGGGCUUUGUGUGGUCUCUAAAUCCAACGUUAGCAAUUAUUCGUAUCAUACGUUUUUGUAGUUUAAAAAUUUUUCCUAAAUUUGUACUAUAUGUCUUAGCCCAGAUAAUGUUACAAUAUUGUAUAUAUGGUAACACAAGCGUGCAGUAUAGUGAUCGACGUGCUGUGGCUGAAAUUAAUGACUUAAUUUUAUUUAUAACACCAAUGGAUUUUGACAUUUUUAGAGAAACGCUAUUGAUAUGUGGCUUCCAAUCAAGAUUUUCAUGAAUAUGAACACCAAGGAAUGUUAUAGAACUAACCUGUUCAAUGAGUUUGUUAUCUAUUUUUAUAUCAGUUGUUUUUGUAUAGUACUUGUUUCUAGCACAGAAAAUAAUACAUUUGGUUUUCUUCAGAUUUAACGAAAGUUUGUUUGAUUUAAACCAGGUGGCUAUAACACUGAGCUCUUGGUUUGUAAUCUGUAUCAGUUUAUUAAGGUCUUUCCCUGAAGAAAAGAGACUGGUGUCGUCUGCAAACAGGAUUAUUUUUAAAAGGGAAGAGCAGUUAGAUAUAUCAUUCACAUAUAUAAGGAAUAAUAGAGGUCCAAGUAUGGACCCCUGAGGAACUCCGCAAACGAUAGUUUUAUGCGUUGACAGUAUAUCAUUGAAUUUAAUGAAUUGUUUCCUAUUAAAAAGGUAAUCUGAGAACCAAAGUAAUGGUGUUCCUCUUAUCCCAUAGUGACUAAGUUUCUCGAUAAGAAUUUUGUGGUUCACAGUAUCAAAUGCCUUACUUAAAUCAAUGAAUACACCUACGGAAAAUUCUUUUUUAUCAAUUGAGUUUGAGAGGUUAUCAAUUAAGUCCAAAACUGCCAUAAAGGUUGAAUGAUUUUUUCUGAAUCCAAACUGAUUAUCAGAAAGAAUGUUGUGUUUAGUAAGAUAUUUCUUACAUAGACAACUCUUUCAAGAAUUUUAGAAAAAAUUGGGAGUAUUGAUAUGGGACGAUAGUUAGAGAAUUUUUUGUUGUCAUCAGCUUUGAAAAUGGGGAGGACUUUGGCAACUUUAAGUUGGUCAGGUACUCUGCCCGACUCCAUUGAUAUAUUGAAAAUGUAUGAAAGGAUGAAUGCAAGUGGCUCUGUAGCCUGUUUGAUAACAAACGGAUCUAGACAGUCUGGACCUGGUGAUUUAUUAGGAUUAAGAUCUCUUAUUAUAGCAAAUAUUUCAUUAUCAUCAGUAGGGUAGAAUACAAAAGAGUUGGGGUAAGACCCUGUUAAGAACUGAGUGAAUUUUGUUUGAGUAUAUGGAAUUUUAGAAGCAAGGUUAGUACCAACAUUUACAAAGUAAUCAUUAAAGGUAUUGGCGAUCAUUUCAGGAUUUGUGCUUCCUUACAUGAACAAAAUGUAAUUUUCUAUGCUAAUAUUAUUAUGGCUCAUUUCAACAGGCGAUACAAAUCAGGUUAAAAUGACGAAGGUACACAUUUAAUUUGAAACUACAUGUAGGGAUCGCCCCUAAGUGCCCUCACCCCACUCCUCCAUUGGCAAUGCUUGGAUGUGAAAAGCCUAUUCUUUAUAGACCAUGUACAAACUUCUUCACAUUCAUAAUUCAAUAUUUAAUAUUAAGGUCAAUGACUUCAAUCAAGUGAGAUGCCCAAGAAAUAUUGUUAUAAAUACUACACUAUCAAAAAGCUGUCAAGCGAAGAAAAAAUGUUGUCUUUGUAAGAAAUAAAUCAGUUGCAGAGGUCAACAUCCUGUGGAAUUGUUACUGUAUUAACUCAACACAAAAUGUUUCCUAUGUAUAUUUUACACGAGUUGUAAACCAGGGGCCGGUUGUAUAAAAACGUAAUUAGCGCUAACUGUAGUUAGCGUUAAUCACUGUAGUUAAAUCCUUAACUGUAAUUAGUUAACUACAUGGGUUAACUGCGUUGCACAAAACGUAGUUAGUCGGAUAGUUACCUAAUCACGUAGUUAACUGUGCGUGGGGCUUGCGUGGGGCGUUUAAACACAAAAUUACAUAAAGUAAGCAGCGAAUAACGACCGCUGACACACAUUUUCAACAUGAUUGUGGACUCGUAUUUUGCAAAUAGGCGGGAAUUUUAUUCAAAACUCUAGAAAACAGUGAAAAAUAUACAAGAAAACAAGGAAAAACCGCCACAAAAAUCAUAAAAGAAUGCAGUUUUUCCUUGAGAUGCCUACGUUAAACCAAGGUAUAGCUGUUUGGCAAUUAUAUAUCAAUGUUUCUUGGUGUAAUGGACCAUACUUCGUCUUCGAGAAAUCGUCCUGUGCAAAAAUAUGUUCUGUUUUCGUAAAAACACCAAAGCGAUAGCGUUUGAAGAGUUUAUAUUGUCAGGAAACAUUCACAGGGAAGAUAGCGAUUGAAAAUCUCAGGUAACCGUUGCUUUUCAUUGCUUUACUGAAAAAUGUUGUUCACUCCUAUACAAACGCCAUUUUUAACUACGUUUUGGACAGUUAACUAUACCCUAAAGCAUAGUUAACUUUAACUACUUUUUAACUGCAGUUAAGGCUAACUACACUUUUAUACACCUGGCUUAACUACGUGAUUAAAGUUAACCACUUUUUAACUACUUUUUAACUGCAGUUAGCGCCAACUACGUUUUUAUACAACCGGCCCCAGCAAAAUAAAAUUCCGUUACAAUAUACUCCUGAGAUAAUGAGAUUGUAAUCUCUCUUCUGGGGAAAUAAAUAGCAAUUGUGUAGUACAUACCUUGCUUGAUUUAAUCUUUAAGUAUUCCUGCGUUGAGAAGUAAUAAAUAUUCAAAUAUUCCGGCGAUAAAGAAGCUAACGAUUUGAAUAUUCGCAACGAUUUGAAUAUUCGCAACUAUGAAAUAUGGCGACAGGCAAGAGUCGCGGUGCGCAAAGCAUGUUGGUACCAUUUUUACCGAACUCGAAGCGAGCUGUUUCGAUUAUGUCCUUUUAUGGACAUUGUCGUGUUUCGUUUCAUAAACCGUUGGUUAUUGUUCGUUCUUUGGCGCACAAUAUCUAUAAAUUUUGAAUUCGAAUCGCAUUCAACGGCGUAUAUGAAUAUCAGCGUUUAUAUAAUAGCUAUACUAUGGUAAAUCUUUGUGAGGACAGUGCUUGGAUAUGAAUAAUGAACAUGAAUAUUAAAUAUUUAACAAAAUUAAAGCUAAAUAGUCGAUUCUGUCGAAAGAUCAAAUCGAAGGAAGAGCGUUGAAUUGCUGCCAAGGUCCAGAUCAUGGUCAAGAUAGCGCGAAUUUCAGGUUGGUAGAUUUGUUUGAACGUUUGAAGCGGUCCCAAGAAUAUUGUUUACAUUUUUAAAAUACAUAUCCCUUCUUGUCUGUUUUAACUGUACAACAUAGGAAUGAUCAUCACUUCUAGUCUUCAAUAUUCAGUGGUCAGAUGGACGUGUUUGACUGAGGCAAUGGUUCACACUUCACAUUGUUUUAUACAGAUACAAUAAAAGUAUAUGGCCCCUGUACAUAGCCCCCAUCAAAAAAUCUUUACGAACGAAUAUAAGCCCAGGGCAUGUGUUCGAAGGUUCACGGUAUGCCAUUAUAUAUCUGAUUCUCUUGUGUUCUUUGAUUGGCAGUAAAAACU